GAAGACUCAGCUGAGGUCACUGAGCACAUGGGCCCAAAACGUUCAGCACCGCUUCCACAGUGAGGAGGGAGACCGUUUGGGAUCUGGACCGAACUGCACCGGGCGCGACGGUGAACAGCCGCCUCAGGGAUCCUGCAGCCUGCCCCUGGAGCGAUAACUCAGCCUGCAGGGGAUACCCCAACACAAAGAGGGGGUCUGGCAUCGCUCUAAAGGCACAGGGGGAUCUGCGUCCUCCCCCCCCCGCCCCCCACACACAGAAAGAGUAACUCACCAGCAGUGACAGUGAAAGCCCACUGAAGCAUGAAUCUCCCAAAUCGCUGGCUUCUACUUGCCCUUCUCGUCGGGGUAAACGUCCUGUGUCAGGACUACGACGACGCCUACGAGAGCAACUAUUCCGAAAAUGACGCCGAGGUACUUCUUCCCCCGCCCUUGGAAUACAUGGACAUUUACGCUCCGUACCCCCUGGGGUGUGCCCCCGAGUGCUUCUGUCCCCCUUCCUACCCGUACGCCAUGUACUGCAACAACCGCAAGCUGAGAGCCAUCCCCGCCAUUCCCCGCCACAUCCGCCACCUCUACAUCCAGUCCAACGACAUCGAGGCCCUGGCGGCCGAGCCCUUCGCCAACGCCACCUCCCUCACAGACAUCAACCUCAGCCACAACAGCCUCAAGUCCCCGCUGGUGGACCGCAAGGCGCUGGCCAAGCUCAAGAGCCUCCUGCACCUUCACCUGGACUACAACCAGCUGGAGGAGGUGCCCCCCUCUCUGCCCAAAACCCUCCAUCAGCUUUCCCUCGGCUUCAACAAGAUCUCCAAGCUGUCGGUCGACGCCAUGCAGGGCCUGGCCGGCGUCGCGGUGCUGGACCUCUGCAACAACCGGCUGACGGAUGCCGGCAUCAAGGGGAAGGUGCUCUCCGGCAUGAAGAGCCUGAUGCAGAUCAGCAUGUGUGGCAACAGGCUCAAGUCCAUGCCGUCCGAGCUGCCGGCCUCCCUGAUCCUGCUGUCCCUGGACAACAACUCCAUCUCCUCCAUCCCCGAGGGCUACUUCAAGAAAACGCCCAACCUCCUGUCCCUGAGGAUGUCCUACAACAAACUGAAGGCCGUCCCCUACAAGGUGUUCAACCUGUCCAGCCUGACGGAGCUGAACCUGGGCCACAACCAGCUGUCCAGAGCCUUCUACGUCCCCAGAGCCCUGCAGCACCUGUACCUUAAUGACAAUGAGUUUCUAAAUCUGAAUGUCUCACUUAUGUGUUCUUCUCUGGACCAAGACAACCCCAACCUACUGACCUACAUUCGCAUCGACAACAACAGGCUGAAGAGAGCGAUUGACUACUACAUCUACGCGUGCUUCCCUCGCAUCCAAACCAUUUUCUACGGAGAGCAGAAGGCUGAGAAGAAACCACCCCCCACCACCAAAAAAGGACCACCCCCACCAAAAAAGGCCAGUCCCCGGCUAAAGGGAGACAAGGAAAACAAUGACGGAGAUGCAGAAUGAGACACAUAAUAUUUAUCUAUCGUCUGCAUUACAGAGCACAGGUUGAGUUCACACUUCUAGAAUACCCCCUGCAUGCAAAAAAAAAUAUUAUCAGGAAAAAUUAUGAGGAGCGUUUAUAGUUUAAAGACACAAGUUCUCACAUACAUGGACUUCAGGCCCUCAUUAAAUCUGCCAUAGACUAUGAACCAUGCACACAAAGUCACAGAAGGCACAUGUUAAUCAGUGGACAAAUGGUGUGACUUUAAAAACCUGUCGGAAUCUCAAGUGUGUAACUUUUUCCUGAGUACAGAACCGUACUCAUCCCGUUUCAAUACAAAGCUUGGGAGGGCCUCUACAAACCAGCUACCAUACCACACCGCUCCGUGGCAGCAUACUUGACUAUUAUGAGUUCACGGGGCUGUGUCAUCUGGCAUUAAGGAUGCAGCUGAGAAUGCUGACUGCGUACAGUCUAUAUUUUACAGGAGCUAAAAUCAGCAAUGCUGUUAUAGAGUUGUCUUAGCUGAGUUGGCUUAAGUCUGCCAACUAAUUUUAAUCCACUUCCCAAUGACAGUCUCGACAACCAACCAACAGCCACAGAAGAAUGAAAGCAGUAUGAUUUGUAAAGACUUUAGUGUAUAAGGACACAACUCAUCUUGAACCAAUUAGGAAAUGAUUUUUCGAAUGGCAAAAAAGUUCAGUCAAGUUUGCUGCGUUGAGGCUGAUCCUGGAUGCUACCCAAACGUCCAUUUAUUUGAGCAUACUCACCUGCCAAUCAAACCUGUGCUUGAAUUUUA
Messenger RNA from Anguilla rostrata (American eel), 2264 nucleotides. RefSeq names its product osteomodulin (gene omd). Gene Ontology annotation, molecular function: protein binding. The coding region runs from base 301 to 1491 and encodes 396 amino acids. Lineage: Eukaryota; Metazoa; Chordata; Actinopteri; Anguilliformes; Anguillidae. The transcript has 3 exons. The record is from RefSeq and is a predicted model, not a curated record.